Messenger RNA from Closterium sp. Naga37s-1, 20062 nucleotides. The record is from the annotation of a GenBank genome assembly. Lineage: Eukaryota; Viridiplantae; Streptophyta; Zygnematophyceae; Desmidiales; Closteriaceae.
AUGGACCGGUUGGACCAACUGGCCUGUUGGUCCGAUGGACCGGUUGGACCAACUGGCCUGUUGGUCCGAUGGACCGGUUGGACCAACUGGCCUGUUGGUCCGAUGGACCGGUUGGACCAACUGGCCUGUUGGUCCGAUGGACCGGUUGGACCAACUGGCCUGUUGGUCCGAUGGACCGGUUGGACCAACUGGCCUGUUGGUCCGAUGGACCGGUUGGACCAACUGGCCUGUUGGUCCGAUGGACCGGUUGGACCAACUGGCCUGUUGGUCCGAUGGACCGGUUGGACCAACUGGCCUGUUGGUCCGAUGGACCGGUUGGACCAACUGGCCUGUUGGUCCGAUGGACCGGUUGGACCAACUGGCCUGUUGGUCCGAUGGACCGGUUGGACCAACUGGCCUGUUGGUCCGAUGGACCGGUUGGACCAACUGGCCUGUUGGUCCGAUGGACCGGUUGGACCAACUGGCCUGUUGGUCCGAUGGACCGGUUGGACCAACUGGCCUGUUGGUCCGAUGGACCGGUUGGACCAACUGGCCUGUUGGUCCGAUGGACCGGUUGGACCAACUGGCCUGUUGGUCCGAUGGACCGGUUGGACCAACUGGCCUGUUGGUCCGAUGGACCGGUUGGACCAACUGGCCUGUUGGUCCGAUGGACCGGUUGGACCAACUGGCCUGUUGGUCCGAUGGACCGGUUGGACCAACUGGCCUGUUGGUCCGAUGGACCGGUUGGACCAACUGGCCUGUUGGUCCGAUGGACCGGUUGGACCAACUGGCCUGUUGGUCCGAUGGACCGGUUGGACCAACUGGCCUGUUGGUCCGAUGGACCGGUUGGACCAACUGGCCUGUUGGUCCGAUGGACCGGUUGGACCAACUGGCCUGUUGGUCCGAUGGACCGGUUGGACCAACUGGCCUGUUGGUCCGAUGGACCGGUUGGACCAACUGGCCUGUUGGUCCGAUGGACCGGUUGGACCAACUGGCCUGUUGGUCCGAUGGACCGGUUGGACCAACUGGCCUGUUGGUCCGAUGGACCGGUUGGACCAACUGGCCUGUUGGUCCGAUGGACCGGUUGGACCAACUGGCCUGUUGGUCCGAUGGACCGGUUGGACCAACUGGCCUGUUGGUCCGAUGGACCGGUUGGACCAACUGGCCUGUUGGUCCGAUGGACCGGUUGGACCAACUGGCCUGUUGGUCCGAUGGACCGGUUGGACCAACUGGCCUGUUGGUCCGAUGGACCGGUUGGACCAACUGGCCUGUUGGUCCGAUGGACCGGUUGGACCAACUGGCCUGUUGGUCCGAUGGACCGGUUGGACCAACUGGCCUGUUGGUCCGAUGGACCGGUUGGACCAACUGGCCUGUUGGUCCGAUGGACCGGUUGGACCAACUGGCCUGUUGGUCCGAUGGACCGGUUGGACCAACUGGCCUGUUGGUCCGAUGGACCGGUUGGACCAACUGGCCUGUUGGUCCGAUGGACCGGUUGGACCAACUGGCCUGUUGGUCCGAUGGACCGGUUGGACCAACUGGCCUGUUGGUCCGAUGGACCGGUUGGACCAACUGGCCUGUUGGUCCGAUGGACCGGUUGGACCAACUGGCCUGUUGGUCCGAUGGACCGGUUGGACCAACUGGCCUGUUGGUCCGAUGGACCGGUUGGACCAACUGGCCUGUUGGUCCGAUGGACCGGUUGGACCAACUGGCCUGUUGGUCCGAUGGACCGGUUGGACCAACUGGCCUGUUGGUCCGAUGGACCGGUUGGACCAACUGGCCUGUUGGUCCGAUGGACCGGUUGGACCAACUGGCCUGUUGGUCCGAUGGACCGGUUGGACCAACUGGCCUGUUGGUCCGAUGGACCGGUUGGACCAACUGGCCUGUUGGUCCGAUGGACCGGUUGGACCAACUGGCCUGUUGGUCCGAUGGACCGGUUGGACCAACUGGCCUGUUGGUCCGAUGGACCGGUUGGACCAACUGGCCUGUUGGUCCGAUGGACCGGUUGGACCAACUGGCCUGUUGGUCCGAUGGACCGGUUGGACCAACUGGCCUGUUGGUCCGAUGGACCGGUUGGACCAACUGGCCUGUUGGUCCGAUGGACCGGUUGGACCAACUGGCCUGUUGGUCCGAUGGACCGGUUGGACCAACUGGCCUGUUGGUCCGAUGGACCGGUUGGACCAACUGGCCUGUUGGUCCGAUGGACCGGUUGGACCAACUGGCCUGUUGGUCCGAUGGACCGGUUGGACCAACUGGCCUGUUGGUCCGAUGGACCGGUUGGACCAACUGGCCUGUUGGUCCGAUGGACCGGUUGGACCAACUGGCCUGUUGGUCCGAUGGACCGGUUGGACCAACUGGCCUGUUGGUCCGAUGGACCGGUUGGACCAACUGGCCUGUUGGUCCGAUGGACCGGUUGGACCAACUGGCCUGUUGGUCCGAUGGACCGGUUGGACCAACUGGCCUGUUGGUCCGAUGGACCGGUUGGACCAACUGGCCUGUUGGUCCGAUGGACCGGUUGGACCAACUGGCCUGUUGGUCCGAUGGACCGGUUGGACCAACUGGCCUGUUGGUCCGAUGGACCGGUUGGACCAACUGGCCUGUUGGUCCGAUGGACCGGUUGGACCAACUGGCCUGUUGGUCCGAUGGACCGGUUGGACCAACUGGCCUGUUGGUCCGAUGGACCGGUUGGACCAACUGGCCUGUUGGUCCGAUGGACCGGUUGGACCAACUGGCCUGUUGGUCCGAUGGACCGGUUGGACCAACUGGCCUGUUGGUCCGAUGGACCGGUUGGACCAACUGGCCUGUUGGUCCGAUGGACCGGUUGGACCAACUGGCCUGUUGGUCCGAUGGACCGGUUGGACCAACUGGCCUGUUGGUCCGAUGGACCGGUUGGACCAACUGGCCUGUUGGUCCGAUGGACCGGUUGGACCAACUGGCCUGUUGGUCCGAUGGACCGGUUGGACCAACUGGCCUGUUGGUCCGAUGGACCGGUUGGACCAACUGGCCUGUUGGUCCGAUGGACCGGUUGGACCAACUGGCCUGUUGGUCCGAUGGACCGGUUGGACCAACUGGCCUGUUGGUCCGAUGGACCGGUUGGACCAACUGGCCUGUUGGUCCGAUGGACCGGUUGGACCAACUGGCCUGUUGGUCCGAUGGACCGGUUGGACCAACUGGCCUGUUGGUCCGAUGGACCGGUUGGACCAACUGGCCUGUUGGUCCGAUGGACCGGUUGGACCAACUGGCCUGUUGGUCCGAUGGACCGGUUGGACCAACUGGCCUGUUGGUCCGAUGGACCGGUUGGACCAACUGGCCUGUUGGUCCGAUGGACCGGUUGGACCAACUGGCCUGUUGGUCCGAUGGACCGGUUGGACCAACUGGCCUGUUGGUCCGAUGGACCGGUUGGACCAACUGGCCUGUUGGUCCGAUGGACCGGUUGGACCAACUGGCCUGUUGGUCCGAUGGACCGGUUGGACCAACUGGCCUGUUGGUCCGAUGGACCGGUUGGACCAACUGGCCUGUUGGUCCGAUGGACCGGUUGGACCAACUGGCCUGUUGGUCCGAUGGACCGGUUGGACCAACUGGCCUGUUGGUCCGAUGGACCGGUUGGACCAACUGGCCUGUUGGUCCGAUGGACCGGUUGGACCAACUGGCCUGUUGGUCCGAUGGACCGGUUGGACCAACUGGCCUGUUGGUCCGAUGGACCGGUUGGACCAACUGGCCUGUUGGUCCGAUGGACCGGUUGGACCAACUGGCCUGUUGGUCCGAUGGACCGGUUGGACCAACUGGCCUGUUGGUCCGAUGGACCGGUUGGACCAACUGGCCUGUUGGUCCGAUGGACCGGUUGGACCAACUGGCCUGUUGGUCCGAUGGACCGGUUGGACCAACUGGCCUGUUGGUCCGAUGGACCGGUUGGACCAACUGGCCUGUUGGUCCGAUGGACCGGUUGGACCAACUGGCCUGUUGGUCCGAUGGACCGGUUGGACCAACUGGCCUGUUGGUCCGAUGGACCGGUUGGACCAACUGGCCUGUUGGUCCGAUGGACCGGUUGGACCAACUGGCCUGUUGGUCCGAUGGACCGGUUGGACCAACUGGCCUGUUGGUCCGAUGGACCGGUUGGACCAACUGGCCUGUUGGUCCGAUGGACCGGUUGGACCAACUGGCCUGUUGGUCCGAUGGACCGGUUGGACCAACUGGCCUGUUGGUCCGAUGGACCGGUUGGACCAACUGGCCUGUUGGUCCGAUGGACCGGUUGGACCAACUGGCCUGUUGGUCCGAUGGACCGGUUGGACCAACUGGCCUGUUGGUCCGAUGGACCGGUUGGACCAACUGGCCUGUUGGUCCGAUGGACCGGUUGGACCAACUGGCCUGUUGGUCCGAUGGACCGGUUGGACCAACUGGCCUGUUGGUCCGAUGGACCGGUUGGACCAACUGGCCUGUUGGUCCGAUGGACCGGUUGGACCAACUGGCCUGUUGGUCCGAUGGACCGGUUGGACCAACUGGCCUGUUGGUCCGAUGGACCGGUUGGACCAACUGGCCUGUUGGUCCGAUGGACCGGUUGGACCAACUGGCCUGUUGGUCCGAUGGACCGGUUGGACCAACUGGCCUGUUGGUCCGAUGGACCGGUUGGACCAACUGGCCUGUUGGUCCGAUGGACCGGUUGGACCAACUGGCCUGUUGGUCCGAUGGACCGGUUGGACCAACUGGCCUGUUGGUCCGAUGGACCGGUUGGACCAACUGGCCUGUUGGUCCGAUGGACCGGUUGGACCAACUGGCCUGUUGGUCCGAUGGACCGGUUGGACCAACUGGCCUGUUGGUCCGAUGGACCGGUUGGACCAACUGGCCUGUUGGUCCGAUGGACCGGUUGGACCAACUGGCCUGUUGGUCCGAUGGACCGGUUGGACCAACUGGCCUGUUGGUCCGAUGGACCGGUUGGACCAACUGGCCUGUUGGUCCGAUGGACCGGUUGGACCAACUGGCCUGUUGGUCCGAUGGACCGGUUGGACCAACUGGCCUGUUGGUCCGAUGGACCGGUUGGACCAACUGGCCUGUUGGUCCGAUGGACCGGUUGGACCAACUGGCCUGUUGGUCCGAUGGACCGGUUGGACCAACUGGCCUGUUGGUCCGAUGGACCGGUUGGACCAACUGGCCUGUUGGUCCGAUGGACCGGUUGGACCAACUGGCCUGUUGGUCCGAUGGACCGGUUGGACCAACUGGCCUGUUGGUCCGAUGGACCGGUUGGACCAACUGGCCUGUUGGUCCGAUGGACCGGUUGGACCAACUGGCCUGUUGGUCCGAUGGACCGGUUGGACCAACUGGCCUGUUGGUCCGAUGGACCGGUUGGACCAACUGGCCUGUUGGUCCGAUGGACCGGUUGGACCAACUGGCCUGUUGGUCCGAUGGACCGGUUGGACCAACUGGCCUGUUGGUCCGAUGGACCGGUUGGACCAACUGGCCUGUUGGUCCGAUGGACCGGUUGGACCAACUGGCCUGUUGGUCCGAUGGACCGGUUGGACCAACUGGCCUGUUGGUCCGAUGGACCGGUUGGACCAACUGGCCUGUUGGUCCGAUGGACCGGUUGGACCAACUGGCCUGUUGGUCCGAUGGACCGGUUGGACCAACUGGCCUGUUGGUCCGAUGGACCGGUUGGACCAACUGGCCUGUUGGUCCGAUGGACCGGUUGGACCAACUGGCCUGUUGGUCCGAUGGACCGGUUGGACCAACUGGCCUGUUGGUCCGAUGGACCGGUUGGACCAACUGGCCUGUUGGUCCGAUGGACCGGUUGGACCAACUGGCCUGUUGGUCCGAUGGACCGGUUGGACCAACUGGCCUGUUGGUCCGAUGGACCGGUUGGACCAACUGGCCUGUUGGUCCGAUGGACCGGUUGGACCAACUGGCCUGUUGGUCCGAUGGACCGGUUGGACCAACUGGCCUGUUGGUCCGAUGGACCGGUUGGACCAACUGGCCUGUUGGUCCGAUGGACCGGUUGGACCAACUGGCCUGUUGGUCCGAUGGACCGGUUGGACCAACUGGCCUGUUGGUCCGAUGGACCGGUUGGACCAACUGGCCUGUUGGUCCGAUGGACCGGUUGGACCAACUGGCCUGUUGGUCCGAUGGACCGGUUGGACCAACUGGCCUGUUGGUCCGAUGGACCGGUUGGACCAACUGGCCUGUUGGUCCGAUGGACCGGUUGGACCAACUGGCCUGUUGGUCCGAUGGACCGGUUGGACCAACUGGCCUGUUGGUCCGAUGGACCGGUUGGACCAACUGGCCUGUUGGUCCGAUGGACCGGUUGGACCAACUGGCCUGUUGGUCCGAUGGACCGGUUGGACCAACUGGCCUGUUGGUCCGAUGGACCGGUUGGACCAACUGGCCUGUUGGUCCGAUGGACCGGUUGGACCAACUGGCCUGUUGGUCCGAUGGACCGGUUGGACCAACUGGCCUGUUGGUCCGAUGGACCGGUUGGACCAACUGGCCUGUUGGUCCGAUGGACCGGUUGGACCAACUGGCCUGUUGGUCCGAUGGACCGGUUGGACCAACUGGCCUGUUGGUCCGAUGGACCGGUUGGACCAACUGGCCUGUUGGUCCGAUGGACCGGUUGGACCAACUGGCCUGUUGGUCCGAUGGACCGGUUGGACCAACUGGCCUGUUGGUCCGAUGGACCGGUUGGACCAACUGGCCUGUUGGUCCGAUGGACCGGUUGGACCAACUGGCCUGUUGGUCCGAUGGACCGGUUGGACCAACUGGCCUGUUGGUCCGAUGGACCGGUUGGACCAACUGGCCUGUUGGUCCGAUGGACCGGUUGGACCAACUGGCCUGUUGGUCCGAUGGACCGGUUGGACCAACUGGCCUGUUGGUCCGAUGGACCGGUUGGACCAACUGGCCUGUUGGUCCGAUGGACCGGUUGGACCAACUGGCCUGUUGGUCCGAUGGACCGGUUGGACCAACUGGCCUGUUGGUCCGAUGGACCGGUUGGACCAACUGGCCUGUUGGUCCGAUGGACCGGUUGGACCAACUGGCCUGUUGGUCCGAUGGACCGGUUGGACCAACUGGCCUGUUGGUCCGAUGGACCGGUUGGACCAACUGGCCUGUUGGUCCGAUGGACCGGUUGGACCAACUGGCCUGUUGGUCCGAUGGACCGGUUGGACCAACUGGCCUGUUGGUCCGAUGGACCGGUUGGACCAACUGGCCUGUUGGUCCGAUGGACCGGUUGGACCAACUGGCCUGUUGGUCCGAUGGACCGGUUGGACCAACUGGCCUGUUGGUCCGAUGGACCGGUUGGACCAACUGGCCUGUUGGUCCGAUGGACCGGUUGGACCAACUGGCCUGUUGGUCCGAUGGACCGGUUGGACCAACUGGCCUGUUGGUCCGAUGGACCGGUUGGACCAACUGGCCUGUUGGUCCGAUGGACCGGUUGGACCAACUGGCCUGUUGGUCCGAUGGACCGGUUGGACCAACUGGCCUGUUGGUCCGAUGGACCGGUUGGACCAACUGGCCUGUUGGUCCGAUGGACCGGUUGGACCAACUGGCCUGUUGGUCCGAUGGACCGGUUGGACCAACUGGCCUGUUGGUCCGAUGGACCGGUUGGACCAACUGGCCUGUUGGUCCGAUGGACCGGUUGGACCAACUGGCCUGUUGGUCCGAUGGACCGGUUGGACCAACUGGCCUGUUGGUCCGAUGGACCGGUUGGACCAACUGGCCUGUUGGUCCGAUGGACCGGUUGGACCAACUGGCCUGUUGGUCCGAUGGACCGGUUGGACCAACUGGCCUGUUGGUCCGAUGGACCGGUUGGACCAACUGGCCUGUUGGUCCGAUGGACCGGUUGGACCAACUGGCCUGUUGGUCCGAUGGACCGGUUGGACCAACUGGCCUGUUGGUCCGAUGGACCGGUUGGACCAACUGGCCUGUUGGUCCGAUGGACCGGUUGGACCAACUGGCCUGUUGGUCCGAUGGACCGGUUGGACCAACUGGCCUGUUGGUCCGAUGGACCGGUUGGACCAACUGGCCUGUUGGUCCGAUGGACCGGUUGGACCAACUGGCCUGUUGGUCCGAUGGACCGGUUGGACCAACUGGCCUGUUGGUCCGAUGGACCGGUUGGACCAACUGGCCUGUUGGUCCGAUGGACCGGUUGGACCAACUGGCCUGUUGGUCCGAUGGACCGGUUGGACCAACUGGCCUGUUGGUCCGAUGGACCGGUUGGACCAACUGGCCUGUUGGUCCGAUGGACCGGUUGGACCAACUGGCCUGUUGGUCCGAUGGACCGGUUGGACCAACUGGCCUGUUGGUCCGAUGGACCGGUUGGACCAACUGGCCUGUUGGUCCGAUGGACCGGUUGGACCAACUGGCCUGUUGGUCCGAUGGACCGGUUGGACCAACUGGCCUGUUGGUCCGAUGGACCGGUUGGACCAACUGGCCUGUUGGUCCGAUGGACCGGUUGGACCAACUGGCCUGUUGGUCCGAUGGACCGGUUGGACCAACUGGCCUGUUGGUCCGAUGGACGGUUGGACCAACUGGCCUGUUGGUCCGAUGGACCGGUUGGACCAACUGGCCUGUUGGUCCGAUGGACCGGUUGGACCAACUGGCCUGUUGGUCCGAUGGACCGGUUGGACCAACUGGCCUGUUGGUCCGAUGGACCGGUUGGACCAACUGGCCUGUUGGUCCGAUGGACCGGUUGGACCAACUGGCCUGUUGGUCCGAUGGACCGGUUGGACCAACUGGCCUGUUGGUCCGAUGGACCGGUUGGACCAACUGGCCUGUUGGUCCGAUGGACCGGUUGGACCAACUGGCCUGUUGGUCCGAUGGACCGGUUGGACCAACUGGCCUGUUGGUCCGAUGGACCGGUUGGACCAACUGGCCUGUUGGUCCGAUGGACCGGUUGGACCAACUGGCCUGUUGGUCCGAUGGACCGGUUGGACCAACUGGCCUGUUGGUCCGAUGGACCGGUUGGACCAACUGGCCUGUUGGUCCGAUGGACCGGUUGGACCAACUGGCCUGUUGGUCCGAUGGACCGGUUGGACCAACUGGCCUGUUGGUCCGAUGGACCGGUUGGACCAACUGGCCUGUUGGUCCGAUGGACCGGUUGGACCAACUGGCCUGUUGGUCCGAUGGACCGGUUGGACCAACUGGCCUGUUGGUCCGAUGGACCGGUUGGACCAACUGGCCUGUUGGUCCGAUGGACCGGUUGGACCAACUGGCCUGUUGGUCCGAUGGACCGGUUGGACCAACUGGCCUGUUGGUCCGAUGGACCGGUUGGACCAACUGGCCUGUUGGUCCGAUGGACCGGUUGGACCAACUGGCCUGUUGGUCCGAUGGACCGGUUGGACCAACUGGCCUGUUGGUCCGAUGGACCGGUUGGACCAACUGGCCUGUUGGUCCGAUGGACCGGUUGGACCAACUGGCCUGUUGGUCCGAUGGACCGGUUGGACCAACUGGCCUGUUGGUCCGAUGGACCGGUUGGACCAACUGGCCUGUUGGUCCGAUGGACCGGUUGGACCAACUGGCCUGUUGGUCCGAUGGACCGGUUGGACCAACUGGCCUGUUGGUCCGAUGGACCGGUUGGACCAACUGGCCUGUUGGUCCGAUGGACCGGUUGGACCAACUGGCCUGUUGGUCCGAUGGACCGGUUGGACCAACUGGCCUGUUGGUCCGAUGGACCGGUUGGACCAACUGGCCUGUUGGUCCGAUGGACCGGUUGGACCAACUGGCCUGUUGGUCCGAUGGACCGGUUGGACCAACUGGCCUGUUGGUCCGAUGGACCGGUUGGACCAACUGGCCUGUUGGUCCGAUGGACCGGUUGGACCAACUGGCCUGUUGGUCCGAUGGACCGGUUGGACCAACUGGCCUGUUGGUCCGAUGGACCGGUUGGACCAACUGGCCUGUUGGUCCGAUGGACCGGUUGGACCAACUGGCCUGUUGGUCCGAUGGACCGGUUGGACCAACUGGCCUGUUGGUCCGAUGGACCGGUUGGACCAACUGGCCUGUUGGUCCGAUGGACCGGUUGGACCAACUGGCCUGUUGGUCCGAUGGACCGGUUGGACCAACUGGCCUGUUGGUCCGAUGGACCGGUUGGACCAACUGGCCUGUUGGUCCGAUGGACCGGUUGGACCAACUGGCCUGUUGGUCCGAUGGACCGGUUGGACCAACUGGCCUGUUGGUCCGAUGGACCGGUUGGACCAACUGGCCUGUUGGUCCGAUGGACCGGUUGGACCAACUGGCCUGUUGGUCCGAUGGACCGGUUGGACCAACUGGCCUGUUGGUCCGAUGGACCGGUUGGACCAACUGGCCUGUUGGUCCGAUGGACCGGUUGGACCAACUGGCCUGUUGGUCCGAUGGACCGGUUGGACCAACUGGCCUGUUGGUCCGAUGGACCGGUUGGACCAACUGGCCUGUUGGUCCGAUGGACCGGUUGGACCAACUGGCCUGUUGGUCCGAUGGACCGGUUGGACCAACUGGCCUGUUGGUCCGAUGGACCGGUUGGACCAACUGGCCUGUUGGUCCGAUGGACCGGUUGGACCAACUGGCCUGUUGGUCCGAUGGACCGGUUGGACCAACUGGCCUGUUGGUCCGAUGGACCGGUUGGACCAACUGGCCUGUUGGUCCGAUGGACCGGUUGGACCAACUGGCCUGUUGGUCCGAUGGACCGGUUGGACCAACUGGCCUGUUGGUCCGAUGGACCGGUUGGACCAACUGGCCUGUUGGUCCGAUGGACCGGUUGGACCAACUGGCCUGUUGGUCCGAUGGACCGGUUGGACCAACUGGCCUGUUGGUCCGAUGGACCGGUUGGACCAACUGGCCUGUUGGUCCGAUGGACCGGUUGGACCAACUGGCCUGUUGGUCCGAUGGACCGGUUGGACCAACUGGCCUGUUGGUCCGAUGGACCGGUUGGACCAACUGGCCUGUUGGUCCGAUGGACCGGUUGGACCAACUGGCCUGUUGGUCCGAUGGACCGGUUGGACCAACUGGCCUGUUGGUCCGAUGGACCGGUUGGACCAACUGGCCUGUUGGUCCGAUGGACCGGUUGGACCAACUGGCCUGUUGGUCCGAUGGACCGGUUGGACCAACUGGCCUGUUGGUCCGAUGGACCGGUUGGACCAACUGGCCUGUUGGUCCGAUGGACCGGUUGGACCAACUGGCCUGUUGGUCCGAUGGACCGGUUGGACCAACUGGCCUGUUGGUCCGAUGGACCGGUUGGACCAACUGGCCUGUUGGUCCGAUGGACCGGUUGGACCAACUGGCCUGUUGGUCCGAUGGACCGGUUGGACCAACUGGCCUGUUGGUCCGAUGGACCGGUUGGACCAACUGGCCUGUUGGUCCGAUGGACCGGUUGGACCAACUGGCCUGUUGGUCCGAUGGACCGGUUGGACCAACUGGCCUGUUGGUCCGAUGGACCGGUUGGACCAACUGGCCUGUUGGUCCGAUGGACCGGUUGGACCAACUGGCCUGUUGGUCCGAUGGACCGGUUGGACCAACUGGCCUGUUGGUCCGAUGGACCGGUUGGACCAACUGGCCUGUUGGUCCGAUGGACCGGUUGGACCAACUGGCCUGUUGGUCCGAUGGACCGUUUGGACCAACUGGCCUGUUGGUCCGAUGGACCGGUUGGACCAACUGGCCUGUUGGUCCGAUGGACCGGUUGGACCAACUGGCCUGUUGGUCCGAUGGACCGGUUGGACCAACUGGCCUGUUGGUCCGAUGGACCGGUUGGACCAACUGGCCUGUUGGUCCGAUGGACCGGUUGGACCAACUGGCCUGUUGGUCCGAUGGACCGGUUGGACCAACUGGCCUGUUGGUCCGAUGGACCGGUUGGACCAACUGGCCUGUUGGUCCGAUGGACCGGUUGGACCAACUGGCCUGUUGGUCCGAUGGACCGGUUGGACCAACUGGCCUGUUGGUCCGAUGGACCGGUUGGACCAACUGGCCUGUUGGUCCGAUGGACCGGUUGGACCAACUGGCCUGUUGGUCCGAUGGACCGGUUGGACCAACUGGCCUGUUGGUCCGAUGGACCGGUUGGACCAACUGGCCUGUUGGUCCGAUGGACCGGUUGGACCAACUGGCCUGUUGGUCCGAUGGACCGGUUGGACCAACUGGCCUGUUGGUCCGAUGGACCGGUUGGACCAACUGGCCUGUUGGUCCGAUGGACCGGUUGGACCAACUGGCCUGUUGGUCCGAUGGACCGGUUGGACCAACUGGCCUGUUGGUCCGAUGGACCGGUUGGACCAACUGGCCUGUUGGUCCGAUGGACCGGUUGGACCAACUGGCCUGUUGGUCCGAUGGACCGGUUGGACCAACUGGCCUGUUGGUCCGAUGGACCGGUUGGACCAACUGGCCUGUUGGUCCGAUGGACCGUUGGACCAACUGGCCUGUUGGUCCGAUGGACCGGUUGGACCAACUGGCCUGUUGGUCCGAUGGACGGUUGGACCAACUGGCCUGUUGGUCCGAUGGACCGGUUGGACCAACUGGCCUGUUGGUCCGAUGGACCGGUUGGACCAACUGGCCUGUUGGUCCGAUGGACCGGUUGGACCAACUGGCCUGUUGGUCCGAUGGACCGGUUGGACCAACUGGCCUGUUGGUCCGAUGGACCGGUUGGACCAACUGGCCUGUUGGUCCGAUGGACCGGUUGGACCAACUGGCCUGUUGGUCCGAUGGACCGGUUGGACCAACUGGCCUGUUGGUCCGAUGGACCGGUUGGACCAACUGGCCUGUUGGUCCGAUGGACCGGUUGGACCAACUGGCCUGUUGGUCCGAUGGACCGGUUGGACCAACUGGCCUGUUGGUCCGAUGGACCGGUUGGACCAACUGGCCUGUUGGUCCGAUGGACCGGUUGGACCAACUGGCCUGUUGGUCCGAUGGACCGGUUGGACCAACUGGCCUGUUGGUCCGAUGGACCGGUUGGACCAACUGGCCUGUUGGUCCGAUGGACCGGUUGGACCAACUGGCCUGUUGGUCCGAUGGACCGGUUGGACCAACUGGCCUGUUGGUCCGAUGGACCGGUUGGACCAACUGGCCUGUUGGUCCGAUGGACCGGUUGGACCAACUGGCCUGUUGGUCCGAUGGACCGGUUGGACCAACUGGCCUGUUGGUCCGAUGGACCGGUUGGACCAACUGGCCUGUUGGUCCGAUGGACCGGUGGACCAACUGGCCUGUUGGUCGAUGGACCGGUUGGACCAACUGGCCUGUUGGUUCGAUGGACCGGUUGGACCAACUGGCCUGUUGGUCCGAUGGACCGGUUGGACCAACUGGCCUGUUGGUCCGAUGGACCGGUUGGACCAACUGGCCUGUUGGUCCGAUGGACCGGUUGGACCAACUGGCCUGUUGGUCCGAUGGACCGGUUGGACCAACUGGCCUGUUGGUCCGAUGGACCGGUUGGACCAACUGGCCUGUUGGUCCGAUGGACCGGUUGGACCAACUGGCCUGUUGGUCCGAUGGACCGGUUGGACCAACUGGCCUGUUGGUCCGAUGGACCGGUUGGACCAACUGGCCUGUUGGUCGAUGGACCGGUUGGACCAACUGGCCUGUUGGUCCGAUGGACCGGUUGGACCAACUGGCCUGUUGGUCCGAUGGACCGGUUGGACCAACUGGCCUGUUGGUCCGAUGGACCGGUUGGACCAACUGGCCUGUUGGUCCGAUGGACCGGUUGGACCAACUGGCCUGUUGGUCCGAUGGACCGGUUGGACCAACUGGCCUGUUGGUCCGAUGGACCGGUUGGACCAACUGGCCUGUUGGUCCGAUGGACCGGUUGGACCAACUGGCCUGUUGGUCCGAUGGACCGGUUGGACCAACUGGCUGUUGGUCCGAUGGACCGGUUGGACCAACUGGCCUGUUGGUCCGAUGGACCGGUUGGACCAACUGGCCUGUUGGUCCGAUGGACCGGUUGGACCAACUGGCCUGUUGGUCCGAUGGACCGGUUGGACCAACUGGCCUGUUGGUCCGAUGGACCGGUUGGACCAACUGGCCUGUUGGUCCGAUGGACCGGUUGGACCAACUGGCCUGUUGGUCCGAUGGACCGGUUGGACCAACUGGCCUGUUGGUCCGAUGGACCGGUUGGACCAACUGGCCUGUUGGUCCGAUGGACCGGUUGGACCAACUGGCCUGUUGGUCCGAUGGACCGGUUGGACCAACUGGCCUGUUGGUCCGAUGGACCGGUUGGACCAACUGGCCUGUUGGUCCGAUGGACCGGUUGGACCAACUGGCCUGUUGGUCGAUGGACCGGUUGGACCAACUGGCCUGUUGGUCCGAUGGACCGGUUGGACCAACUGGCCUGUUGGUCCGAUGGACCGGUUGGACCAACUGGCCUGUUGGUCGAUGGACCGGUUGGACCAACUGGCCUGUUGGUCCGAUGGACCGGUUGGACCAACUGGCCUGUUGGUCGAUGGACCGGUUGGACCAACUGGCCUGUUGGUCCGACGGACCGGUUGGACCAACUGGCCUGUUGGUCCGAUGGACCGGUUGGACCAACUGGCCUGUUGGUCCGAUGGACCGGUUGGACCAACUGGCCUGUUGGUCCGAUGGACCGGUUGGACCAACUGGCCUGUUGGUCCGAUGGACCGGUUGGACCAACUGGCCUGUUGGUCCGAUGGACCGGUUGGACCAACUGGCCUGUUGGUCCGAUGGACCGGUUGGACCAACUGGCCUGUUGGUCCGAUGGACCGGUUGGACCAACUGGCCUGUUGGUCCGAUGGACCGGUUGGACCAACUGGCCUGUUGGUCCGAUGGACCGGUUUGACCAACUGGCCUGUUGGUCCGAUGGACGGUUGGACCAACUGGCCUGUUGGUCCGAUGGACCGGUUGGACCAACUGGCCUGUUGGUCCGAUGGACCGGUUGGACCAACUGGCCUGUUGGUCCGAUGGACCGGUUGGACCAACUGGCCUGUUGGUCCGAUGGACCGGUUGGACCAACUGGCCUGUUGGUCCGAUGGACCGUGUUGGAUCGAUGACCGGUUGGACCAACUGGCCUGUUGGUCGAUGGACCGGUUGGACCAACUGGCCUGUUGGUCCGAUGGACCGGUUGGACCAACUGGCCUGUUGGUCCGAUGGACCGGUUGGACCAACUGGCCUGUUGGUCCGAUGGACCGGUGGACCAACUGGCCUGUUGGUCCGAUGGACCGGUUGGACCAACUGGCCUGUUGGUCCGAUGGACCGGUUGGACCAACUGGCCUGUUGGUCCGAUGGACCGGUUGGACCAACUGGCCUGUUGGUCCGAUGGACCGGUUGGACAACUGGCCUGUUGGUCCGAUGGACCGGUGGACCAACUGGCCUGUUGGUCCGAUGGACCGUUGGACCAAAGGCCUGUUGGUCCGAUGGACCGGUUGGACCAACUGGCCUGUUGGUCCGAUGGACCGGUUGGACCAACUGGCCUGUUGGUCCGAUGGAGGUUGGACCAACUGGCCUGUUGGUCCGAUGGACCGGUUGGACCAACUGGCCUGUUGGUCCAUGGACCGGUUGGACCAACUGGCCUUUGGUCCGAUGGACCGGUUGGACAAACUGGCCUGUUGGUCCGAUGGACCGGUUGGACCAACUGGCCUGUUGGUCCGAUGGACCGGUUGGACCAACUGGCCUGUUGGUCCGAUGGACCGGUUGGACCAACUGGCCUGUUGGUCCGAUGGACCGUUGGACCAACUGGCCUGUUGGUCCGAUGGACCGGUUGGACAAACUGGCCUGUUGGUCCGAUGGACCGGUUGGACCAACUGGCCUGUUGGUCCGAUGGACCGGUUGGACCAACUGGCCUGUUGGUCCGAUGGACCGGUUGGACCAACUGGCCUGUUGGUCCGAUGGACCGGUUGGACCAACUGGCCUGUUGGUCCGAUGGACCGGUUGGACCAACUGGCCUGUUGGUCCGAUGGACCGGUUGGACCAACUGGCCUGUUGGUCCGAUGGACCGGUUGGACCAACUGGCCUGUUGGUCCGAUGGACCGGUUGGACCAACUGGCCUGUUGGUCCGAUGGACAGGUUGGACCAACUGGCCUGUUGGUCCGAUGGACCGGUUGGACCAACUGGCCUGUUGGUCCGAUGGACCGGUUGGACCAACUGGCCUGUUGGUCCGAUGGACCGGUUGGACCAACUGGCCUGUUGGUCCGAUGGACCGGUUGGACCAACUGGCCUGUUGGUCCGAUGGACCGGUUGGACCAACUGGCCUGUUGGUCCGAUGGACCGAUUGGACCAACUGGCCUGUUGGUCCGAUGGACCGUUGGACCAACUGGCCUGUUGGUCCGAUGGACCGGUGGACCAACUGGCCUGUUGGUCCGAUGGACCGGUUGGACCAACUGGCCUGUUGGUUCGACGGACCGGUUGGACCAACUGGCCUGUUGGUCCGAUGGACGGUUGGACCAACUGGCCUGUUGGUCCGAUGGACCGGUUUGGACCAACUGGCCUGUUGGUCCGAUGGACCGGUUGGACCAACUGGCCUGUUGGUCCGAUGGACGGUUGGACCAACUGGCCUGUUGGUCCGAUGGACCGGUUGGACCAACUGGCCUGUUGGUCCGACGGACCGUUGGACCAACUGGCCUGUUGGUCCGAUGGACCGGUUGGACCAACUGGCCUGUUGGUCCGAUGGACCGGUUGGACCAACUGGCCUGUUGGUCCGAUGGACCGGUUGGACCAACUGGCCUGUUGGUCCGAUGGACCGGUUGGACCAACUGGCCUGUUGGUCCGACGGACCGGUUGGACCAAAUGGCCUGUUGGUCCGACGGACCGUUUGGAUCAUUGGAACGGUUGGACCAACUGGCCUGUUGGUCCGAUGGACCGGUUGGACCAACUGGCCUGUUGGUCCGAUGGACCGGUUGGACCAACUGGCCUGUUGGUCCGAUGGACCGGUUGGACCAACUGGCCUGUUGGUCCGAUGGACCGGUGUGGACCAACUGGCCUGUUGGUCCGAUGGACCGGUUGGACCAACUGGCCUGUUGGUCCGAUGGACCGGUUGGACCAACUGGCCUGUUGGUCCGAUGGACCGGUUGGACCAACUGGCCUGUUGGUCCGAUGGACGGUUGGACAAACUGGCUGUUGGUCCGAUGGACCGGUUGGACCAACUGGCCUGUUGGUCCGAUGGACGGUUGGACCAACUGGCCUGUUGGUCCGAUGGACCGGUUGGACCAACUGGCCUGUUGGUCCGAUGGACCGGUUGGACCAACUGGCCUGUUGGUCGAUGGACCGGUUGGACCAACUGGCCUGUGGUCCGAUGGACCGGUUGGACCAACUGGCCUGUUGGUCCGAUGGACCGGUUGGACCAACUGGCCUGUUGGUCCAUGGACCGGUUGGACCAACUGGCUGUUGGUCCGAUGGACCGGUGGACCAACUGGGCCUGUUGGUCCGAUGGACCGGUUGGACCAACUGGCCUGUUGGUCCGAUGGACCGGUUGGACCAACUGGCCUGUUGGUCCGAUGGACCGGUUGGACCAACUGGCCUGUUGGUCCGAUGGACGGUUGGACCAACUGGCCUGUUGGUCCGAUGGACCGGUUGGACCAAACUGGCCUGUUGGUCCGAUGGACCGGUUGGACCAACUGGCCUGUUGGUCCGAUGGACGGUUUGGACCAACUGGCCUGUUGGUCCGAUGGACGGUUGGACCAACUGGCCUGUUGGUCCGAUGGACCGGUUGGACCAAAUGGCUGUUGGUCCGAUGGACCGGUUGGACCAACUGGCCUGUUGGUCGAUGGACCGGUUGGACCAACUGGCCUGUUGGUCCGAUGGACCGGUUGGACCAACUGGCCUGUUGGUCGAUGGACCGGUUGGACCAACUGGCCUGUUGGUCCGAUGGACCGGUUGGACCAAUGGCCUGUUGGUCCGAUGGACCGGUUGGACCAACUGGCCUGUUGGCCGAUGGACCGGUUGGACCAACUGGCCUGUUGGUCCGAUGGACCGGUUGGACCAACUGGCCUGUUGGUCCGAUGGACCGGUUGGACCAACUGGCCUGUUGGUCCGAUGGACCGGUUGGACCAACUGGCCUGUUGGUCCGAUGGACCGUUGGACCAACUGGCCUGUUGGUCCGAUGGACCGGUUGGACCAACUGGCCUGUUGGUCCGAUGGACCGGUUGGACCAACUGGCCUGUUGGUCCGAUGGACCGGUUGGACCAACUGGCCUGUUGGUCCGACGGACCGGUUGGACCAACUGGCCUGUUGGUCCGAUGGAGGUUGGACCAACUGGCCUGUUGGUCCGAUGGACCGGUUGGACCAACUGGCCUGUUGGUCCGAUGGACCGUUGGACCAACUGGCCUGUUGGUCCGAUGGACCGGUUGGACCAACUGGCCUGUUGGUCCGACGGACCGGUUGGACCAACUGGCCAGUUGGUCCGAUGGACCGUUUGGACCAACUGGCCUGUUGGUCCGACGGACCGUCUGGAUCAUUGAACCGGUUGGACCAACUGGCCUGUUGGUCAAUGGGACCGGUUGGACCACUGGCCUGUUGGUCCGAUGGACCGGUUGGACCAACUGGCCUGUUGGUCCGAUGGACCGGUUGGACCAACUGGCCUGUUGGUCCGAUGGACCGGUUGGACCAACUGGCCUGUUGGUCCGAUGGACCGGUUGGACCAACUGGCCUGUUGGUCCGAUGGACCGGUUGGACCAAUUGGCCUGUUGGUCCGAUGGACCGGUUGGACCAACUGGCCUGUUGGUCCGAUGGACCGGUUGGACCAACUGGCCUGUUGGUCCGAUGGACCGGUUGGACCAACUGGCCUGUUGGUCCGAUGGACCGGUUGGACCACUGGCCUGUUGGUCCGAUGGACCGGUUGGACCAACUGGCCUGUUGGUCCGAUGGACCGGUUGGGACAACUGGCAUGUUGGUCCGAUGGACCGGUUGACCAACUACAUGUUGGCCUGUUGGUCCGACGGACCGUUUGGACCAACUGGCCUGUUGGUCCGAUGGAUCGGUUGGACCAACUGGCCUGUUGGUCCGAUGGACGGUUGGACCAACUGGCCUGUUGGUCAAACGAUUCGGUUGGACCAACUGGCCUGUUGGUCCGAUGGACCGGUUGGACCAACUGGCCUGUUGGUCCGAUGGACCGGUUGGACCAACUGGCCUGUUGGUCCGAUGGACCGGUUGGACCAACUGGCCUGUUGGUCCGAUGGACCGGUUGGACCAACUGGCCUGUUGGUCGAUGGACCGGUUGGACCAACUGGCCUGUUGGUCGAUGGACCGGUUGGACCAACUGGCCUGUUGGUCCGAUGGACCGUUGGACCAACUGGCCUGUUGGUCCGAUGGACGGUUGGACCAACUGGCCUGUUGGUCCGAUGGACCGGGGACCAACUGGCCUGUUGGUCCGAUGGACCGGUUGGACCAACUGGCCUGUUGGUCCGAUGGACCGGUUGGACCAACUGGCCUGUUGGUCCGAUGGACCGGUUGGACCAACUGGCCUGUUGGUCCGAUGGACCGGUUGGACCAACUGGCCUGUUGGUCGAUGGACCGGUUGGACCAAUGGCCUGUUGGUCCGAUGGACCGGUUGGACCAACUGGCCUGUUGGUCCGAUGGACCGGUUGGACCAACUGGCCUGUUGGUCCGAUGGACCGGUUGGACCAACUGGCCUGUUGGUCGAUGGACCGGUUGGACCAACUGGCCUGUUGGUCCGAUGGACCGGUUGGACCAACUGGCCUGUUGGUCCGAGGACCGGUUGGACCAACUGGCCUGUGGUCCGAUGGGACCGGUUGGACCAACUGGCCUGUUGGUCGAUGGACCGGUUGGACCAACUGGCUGUUGGUCCGAUGGACCGGUUGGACCAACUGGCCUGUUGGUCCGAUGGGACCGGUUGGACCAACUGGCCUGUUGGUCAAUGGACCGGUUGGACCAACUGGCCUGUUGGUCCGAUGGACCGUUGGACCAACUGGCCUGUUGGUCCGAUGGACCGGUUGGACCAACUGGCCUGUUGGUCCGAUGGACCGGUUGGACCAACUGGCCUGUUGGUCCGACGGACCGGUUGGACCAACUGGCCUGUUGGUCCGAUGGACCGGUUGGACAACUGGCCUGUUGGUCCGAUGGACCGGUUGGACCAACUGGCCUGUUGGUCCGAUGGACCGGUGGACCAACUGGCCUGUUGGUCCGAUGGACCGGUGGACCAACUGGCCUGUUGGUCCGAUGGACGGUUGGACCAACUGGCCUGUUGGUCCAUGGACCG